Molecule: messenger RNA, 1950 nt
Organism: Fusarium pseudograminearum CS3096
Lineage: Eukaryota; Fungi; Ascomycota; Sordariomycetes; Hypocreales; Nectriaceae
Exons: 1
Coding region: 1-1950 (649 amino acids)
Biological process (GO): positive regulation of transcription by RNA polymerase II
Cellular component (GO): nucleus
Molecular function (GO): transcription cis-regulatory region binding; zinc ion binding; DNA-binding transcription factor activity, RNA polymerase II-specific
Source: RefSeq, a predicted model, not a curated record
AUGCCUGAUGAGCCAAUACAAUCGCCUGGCAGGACUGCAUCAGGAAAACCGCGCAAACCCCGAAACAAGAGCUUUUCAGGCUGUUGGACGUGUCGCGCGAAGCACGUCAAGUGUGACGAGGCCAAGCCGUCAUGUAAUCGUUGCCGAAAUGCAGGCAUUGACUGUGAGGGUUAUGGCGUUAGACUAUCAUGGGCCUCUGUGAGGAAUCCCACUACUUUCAAGAGGGGAGGCAAACGAAGGUCAACGCGUCUGACUUCUGAGAGACUUCGUCGGUCGAGCGAUUUGCCGGCAGUUGGCGAAACAGCAUCCGAGCCAUCUGAGCAUGGCGCUUCGUCUGCUAGUGACUUGGGCGACGAAGAUCUUGGUGAAGGACCUUCUGAUAAUGGACCCCCAGACCUGCAUUCUGAACCCUCAUCAACCCCGAGGACUUCGAACCACACUGAACAACCUGGCCUAGCUCAGGAUCUCUACACUAAUCAACUCAACACCCGAAUAUUUCACUCAUACGAACUCUUGCGCCAGGGUCUAACAACGGGUCCCCCUUACGCUUCGCUUCCAACUGUGCAGCCUCACCUUCCACUACUACAAGUUGAACAGAACUUCGAUCAAAGUCCCAUUGUCCAAGCCGAAACCAACACAUCAACCCCUGUCGGCACAAAUGAUGUCGGCACAGGCUCAUUGCCUUUGCCUAGUGUACCCGAGUCAGCAUCUCAUGCAUCGUCACCGUCCAACACGCAAACCAUACCGCAGAAGAUUACCCGACACAUCGAUAUUCUUACAAACCCCGGUCUUCAAUGCGAAUUGAUGCAACACUGGACUUUAAAUCUUUGCGACUCUCUGAACCCAGUGCCCGGUAUCUACAACCCUAUGAGAAGUGCAAUGAUGCCCAUAGCCUGGGAGGGAGCGCGUACCGAUUCGAAAACGUCAACGGGGGCAACGAGCUUGUUCCAUUUCAUAUGCUCAGCGUCGGCGUUCCAUCUUGCAAAGAAAAGAGAGACGCCAGAGUCAAGACGUAGUCUGGAGAAUGUAGCUCUUGAGCAUCACAACCUUGGGAUCACGCACCUUGCUCAAAAUAUCCGCCAUUCGAACGAUGGCGCCCAAUGCGUAGCGCUGCUUGCUGCUGUGAUAAUCUGCAUCAUGAAUGAAGCUGUCACACUGCCAACUUCAUUUUGGCGAUUACACUUUCGUGGGGCCGUUGAAUGGGUCAACCAUAUUGACCCGCAAGUCUGGCAUCGUAACGAGGCGGCUUCUAGCAUUUACUACAUGUUUCGAGGUAUGAACACAGUGGUUCAGACACAGUUGCUAUACGACAUACAUGGAACUUCAUACUGGGAUUUCACGAAUGACCUUGGUCCACAACCUGAGCCCUACUCCUUAUACACAGCAUUCGGCCUUCCGCAGCCGAUCUUCCACGGCCUGCGGGCAAUGAACACUCUUGCCAUGCGCAGAAAGUCCCCAAGUGAUAGCAACCCCACGCCUGAUGAACUCGACCGUCUGGAACUUGAACUUUAUCUCUCGGUGCCUAGUAAACCAGACAUAUCAGCAACGAAAGAAUAUUCAGAUCUGAUUUACCACCACGGUUUUACCUUUUACUACUCGGCCCUAAUCCACAUGAAGCGCACUCUGAAAGACAUGCCCCUCGUUGAGGUUCAGCCACUUGUUGAGAAAGCGCUACCUCAUCUUGAAGCUCUACACACAUGCACCACUCAACGCUUUUCGCCAAUGAUUUGGCCGGUGGCGAUGAUAGCGUUUGAGAUUGCUGACGACGCGAUGCAGCAACGUAUGCUCAAGUGCCUGAAUCUUUUGUGGGAGAGAUCGGAACUAGCUAUCUGGACGCAGAUUACGCAUCUUGUCAAGGAGCUUUGGGCACUAAGGAAGAGAGAAGGCGCCAACAUUAAAUGGUACCAUACUGCGUUGGGGUCCAUGACUGAUAGCUUCAUGUUAGUGUGA